Molecule: messenger RNA, 5930 nt
Organism: Haliotis rufescens (red abalone)
Lineage: Eukaryota; Metazoa; Mollusca; Gastropoda; Lepetellida; Haliotidae
Product: signal peptide peptidase-like 2B
Exons: 15
Coding region: 76-1710 (544 amino acids)
Biological process (GO): membrane protein proteolysis
Cellular component (GO): cytoplasmic side of endoplasmic reticulum membrane; lysosomal membrane; lumenal side of endoplasmic reticulum membrane
Molecular function (GO): aspartic endopeptidase activity, intramembrane cleaving
Source: RefSeq, a predicted model, not a curated record
GUGAGUUGCCUCCCCUUUUUAACUCAAACAUGGAGGUUACAAUGUUUUGAAGAGGAAGAGUAUAUUGCCACAGCAAUGUUGAUUAAGUUAUUUGUCAUAGUAGUUGGCUUGUCCCAGGUACUGGGGGAAUAUGGUGUUCUGAAAGUUCAAGCAGCAAGUGGAGCAUCAUCAAAUUACUGCUUUGCUUACAAUAAAGACUUCAAGACAAUUCCUCCAGCACUCAACCAAACUGAAAACCAUCAGCUUGUACAUCUUGGAUCAAACGGCUGCAACGAUUCUGACUGGACAAUCGAUGUGAGGGGCAAGGUGGUGACAGUAGCAAGAGGAAACUGCUCAUUUGUGGAGAAGGCAACUUCAGCUCAGAAACACCAGGCGGUGGCCAUAUUGGUUGUGUCAUUAAAAACUGACACCCAGCUGGUUACACCAGGAGGAAAUGCAAGUGAAUACCAGAGCAUCAACAUCGUUGUUGGCUUCAUCAUGUGGAAGGACAACGGCAGCCUGGAGCACCUUGCGGACGGAGGUCCCCUGUCGGCAUGGAUGUACAGUCCUGCUGACCCAAAGAUUGACCCCAACAUGGUUCUCAUCUAUGCAAUAGCCUUGACCUGCAUCAUAGUCGGUGCCUACUGGUCCGGGACCACCAGAUAUGCGCUUGCGGAGCGGAAGUCGCACCGACGGAAGGGCUCCGUGGACUCGUCACAGCCGGAGGACAAGCAGGAUGAGGAACAUCCCGAAACUCUCAGCAUCAGCGUCGGCAUCGUCUUCGUCCUCUUCAUCUUCAUCUGCACCAUGAUAGUGCUCCUGUACUUCUUCUACGACUACCUGGUGUAUGGCGUUAUCGGUCUAUUCUGCCUGGCGGGCGCUGUGGGCUUGUACAGUUGCCUUCAGCCCCUGUGGGAGAGAGUGAUCAAAUCGGACUGCAGAAUUCCUCCCAACCGAGUUCCGAUGUGUUCUGAGCAGCCAGAAAUAAGGAACAUAGUUCUAGGGCUACUGUGUCUGGGCUUCAGUGUUUUCUGGGCUGUGGAGAGGAAGGCAAGCUAUGCAUGGAUAAUACAGGACAUCCUCGGGGUGGCUUUCUCUGUGAACAUGAUGAAAACAAUACGUCUACCAAAUUUCAUGGCGUGCACGCUGUUACUGGUCCUGCUGUUCUUCUAUGACAUCUUCUUCGUCUUCAUCACGCCGUACUUCACCAAGAAUGGCAGUAGCAUCAUGGUGGAUGUCGCCACCGGGGGCAAGAGUCACAGCGGGGAGCAGCUUCCCAUGGUGUUCAAAGUGCCGAGAUUCCUGACCCCUCCUGAUGCUGUGUGUUACUCAAGCCCCUACUCCCUGCUGGGGUUCGGAGAUGUCAUUGUACCAGGUCUUCUCAUAUCUUUCAACCACGGCUUUGACUUGAUCGUCAAGAGUAGGAGGAUAUACUUUAUUGCUUCCACAAUAGCCUAUGCUGUUGGCCUGAUAAUCACAUAUGUUGCUCUGGCGUUGAUGAAGACUGGCCAACCAGCAUUGCUGUACCUUGUGCCUUGCACCUUACUUACAACUGUUGCGAUUGGCUGCAAGCGGGGAGAACUACGCUACCUGUGGACAGGCCAGGAGUGUCCAAAAAAGAAUGACGAUGUUCGUCCUCCUGGUCAGUGUGUGCGGUCAGCCCAGGAGGUGGAGUCUGACACGUCCAGCCUAUCGAGUGACGGCGAGAGGCGGGGUCUCAUCAAUGCCUAGACUCCAUGUUGUCAGCCAAACCCUGGCAAACUCUGUUCCUUGUCCUGAUAUGAUGCAAAUGUUUGUUGUGUGCUGGAGUUGAUGCAGGUACAGAACAGGUUCUCAUUACACAGUGUGUCAUAAUGCAAUCUUAUAUAUCAGGAAACAUUCUUAAUCAUACUGAAAUAUAUUUCCCAUGGUACUGAUACGUUUCUUGGUAAGGAUAUAUAUACACUGAUGAAAAAUGUUAAAAUUUCAGCAUACUAUUCAGCUGUAUCAUGGCUGUGUUCAGACUUGUCAUGGCUUUGUUCAGACUAGUCAUGGCUUUGUUCAGACUAGUCAUGGCUUUGUUCAGACUAGUCAUGGCUUUGUUCAGACUAGUCAUGGUUUUGUUCAAACUUGUCAUUGCUUUGUUCAGACUUGUCAUGGCUUUGUUCAGACUAGUCAUGGCUUUGUUCAGACUAGUCAUGGCUUUGUUCAGACUAGUCAUGGCUUUGUUCAGACUAGUCAUGGUUUUGUUCAGACUUGUCAUGGCUUUGUUCAGACUUCUCAUGGUUUUGUUCAGACUAGUCAUGGCUUUGAUCAGAUUAGUUGAAAAAAACAAUAGUAUCGAUCACACAUUAACCAAUUUCUGCAAUCUGUCUCCAAACACUUGUAAUUCCAUGUACAAGGCUGAAUUCUGUCGAAUUGCGGAAUCCUUCGGCGACAGAUAGAACCCUGCUGAUAAGUGAAGUGAACGAGCUGCAGUGGAGUUAAAUUUUAGAUGCAAAAACAGUUGAAUUAUUGUUGAAUUUUAGACGUGUGUUUGUUCUAAUCAUGAAAAAUAAAUCUAACUUUGUUGCCAUGAGUCGGCAUGUUUACUUACGACCACAAAUGUUGUUUUAACUUUAGAAUUAUGUUUACUUUAUAAUUAUGUUUUCUCACAUCGUCAUAAACAAACUUCAUCACAAACACCAUGUUUGGGGAAAAGCAUUCCUCAUGCAACAGAAAAGUCCAUUUCCAGUGAGCUUGGGACAGCGGCGUAUUGUGACAGGUACACGUUGAGGUCAGUUACCAAAUACUGACUCCACACGUGUCACAGAGGCCUGUGUGGCCCACUCAUCUGAGAUGGGUGGUGGGGUAGCCUUGUGGUUAAAGCGUUUGCUCGUCAUGCGGAAGGCCCCGGUUCAAUUCCCCUCAUGAGCACCAUUUUUGGUGUCCCCGACAUGAUAUGGCGGAAUAUUGCUAAAGGGGCGUAAAACCAUACUCAUUAACCCGGUCAUCAAAGGUGCCGCAGUUUCGCUGUGCAGAACUAUGAUCAUGGGUUCGAAUCCCAGUUCGUUUCCAGGUUUGUCAGGACCAUGCCCACUCAUAGGUUUGACCAAAGUGGUAAACUGAAUACUGUUUAAAAUGGUGUUAAACCCAACUCACUCACUCUCUCAAUUCUGUCACAAUGCAUAUUCGGCACUGUAAACUGAAACUGCUAGAUUGGGGAAGUUGAAUUUGGCAUGUAUGUUUCUCCUUCUGAUGACAUAAUAUUUUGUUCAAAUCAUAGGAUUUUAGUGUUGUGUGUUUGAAGACCCCUCAAUUAAUGCAGAAAAUAUUUGAAUAUCAGUCCUAAAUGUUUGCCUGACAUUUUACAAUGUUGACUUCUCAAGCAGGUGAGCUCCAGUGCCGUGGCAUCAUUUUUCUUGGGUUUGUUUAGCAGUACUUGUAUAUGUCCUACAUGUCCUAUGUAUCAGAUUAGUGUUGCAGGUUUUGUGUUUUAUUGUUUGUUGUCCAGGAAACUGAGGUCAGUAUCACCUUUGCUGCAUACUGAUGGGGAAUUCUUUUUAGAAUCCAUUAUUACUUGUAUUAUUAUUAUUAUUAUUAUUAUUAUUAUUAUUAUUAUUAUUAUUAUUAUUAUUAUUAUGAUGAUGUACAGAUUAAAAUAAAAAAGCAGCAAAGAAGGUUUGGGUGAUCCCGGCACAGUCAGGCUGGUUAGGCUCAUCAUCAGCUCAGGGCCCUUGCCCCCUCUUCAGCCCAGACAGCAAAUGUGUCCCUGCCUGAUAUUGCUGGAAUAUUGCUAACAGUGGCAUCAAACAUACCAACUCACAUAUGAACACUUGCUUCCUUUAAUGUUUCAAGUGAUUGCCAUAAUGCUUAUUCCUUUGAUUUCUUAAUGGGGUUUAAGGUAGCCUAGCGGCUUAAGAAUUUGCUCGCUACACUGAAGGGCGGGGUAGUCCCCCACAAGGUACACUAGGACUCACUGUGGGUAUCUCUGGCAGUGAUAUGGAAAGAUUAGUGCUGAGAUCAACAAAAACUCUCUCACUCACUCAUUCACUCACUCACUCACUCACUCAGUUGUCAAUGUUAGUUCCAAAACUUUCAAAUGUGGGUAGUAAUGUAGCCAAGUGGUAAGAGCGCUAGCUCAUCUUGCCAAAGGCCUGGGUUUGAUUCCCAAUACAAGCUCAAUUUUGUCAGUGAAAACCAUACACACUCAAUCUCGAAUUUAAGUUUCUUUGCUUGUAGUAGAAUCGUGUUGAAGUCUCAGGGAUUUCUCAUAGAUACAAAUUAGGCCGUGCCAAAUUUAUUUUGUCUGUCAAAAGGAGAUUCACCUGUGCAGUAUAGAACUAAGCUUGUAAAAUAUUGUAAUUAUUCCACGUCAUUGUUCAGGCCUCAUAUAUCUGUCAACUUGUCAGGACAUUUAUUUAUAAUUCUUCAUAGAAAUUGUGGAAUCAUUACUUAAUCAGUUCGAAGGAUGUUGUUCUGAGGAUUUAGUUCUAAGGAUUUAGUUCUAAGGGUUUAGUUCUAAGGAUUUAGUUCUAAGAAUUUAAUUCUAAGGAUUUAGUUCUAAGAAUUUAGUUCUAAGGGUUUAGUUCUGAGGCUUUAGUUCUAAGGAUUUAGUUCUAAGAAUAUAGUUCUAAGGAUUUACUUCUAAGGAUUUAGUUCUAAGAAUUUAGUUCUAAGGAUUUACUUCUAAGGGUUUAGUUCUGAGGCUAUAGUUCUAAGGAACUUAAGAAGACGAAGCUAGGAUUUAAAUUAAUCAUUUGCCUAAAGUGGAUCAUAAACUUUGAUUUAUCUGCACAUUCCUCACGCAUACAAAUCUUACAUAUUUUUUGUUGUCAUACUAAUUAGUAUGAAAGUCAUCAAUGUAGAUUAUCCACAAUUUUUAAGUCAUCUUUUGAAAUUAACACAUCAUGCAUUGAACGGUGGUAUAGAGGGAUGGUGUAAAAUGAAACUGUAUGUGGUUGCUUUAUACACAAUUUCGUUAAAGGUAGAGCUUAGUGCUUGCUACCACCACACACAGAUCUGUGGACAUCCCACGAAGUCUCAUCCUUUUCAAUUGUUUAUCCCAUUGAAGUGAGAGAUAAACAUUGAUUUUGAAGGAAUGAGUCAAACAGCCUGUGACAGUCGUUCAGAAUACCACGCAUUAACCUUUUCAAGGUUGCAGGAUUGGAAAAUACAUCGUUUUUAUUUUUGCGAUCACAUCACGUAAGCACUGCUCUGAUUUGACAGAUGAAAGGUCAUUCUGUCGUGACCUUGGAUGUCCUCAGAUCUUUGUGUAGGGGUAGUGAUACAAGAUACAAGUUUAUUCUUUGAAUAACUUGUUUUUGUUGUUUUGAUGUCUUUGGUAUUAUUGUAACUGUCUCUUCUGAUGGAUGUUAGGUCUUACAUCGCCACAUACAAAAAUGGAGUUUGGAAACAAUGUUUGCCAGGGAGUAAAACAGCUGUAGGAAUCUCAUGUCAAAGCUGUCAUUACGUUGUUUUUCAGAAAGGUGAAAUAUGACUUGUUGUGUGACAAGAAAUCACACACCCUCUAUUAGCCUCUGUAUCAUACCUCCAUUCUAUUAUGAUACAGUCAAACCUUUUGACGAACUUGGGUGUUUCGAAUUCAUUUGGGAGUUACAAGUAUCCAAAUUAAGAAUAAAGUCUCAAACCUGAUGGAGCUGGUGAUAACCUCUCGAAACAAUGCUUUGUUGGCGAAUGGGUCCAGGGUAUUUAGUAUAUAAGAAUGGAGGUAAUACCCUGGAUAAUUGAGGAUGGUAAUCCUGUGUUUUCAAAUAAUCAUCUUGACUAAUAUCAGCAAUCAUGUUUUGACAGAUGUACAGUGUUUUCUUAUUGCAUAAAAAUCUUUUAUUUGAUUGUUUUAAUGAAGGGUUAUGUACUAUGUUAGAAGACUUAUUCCGAGAGUGUAAUGGUUUUUUAUGUACUUAUCAUUAUGGUGAAUAAAGUGUACAUAUUUUUAUGUAUCUAUUGUUUAAAAUAAAUUAUGUUCAGAG